AUGGGAGCUCAAAGGGGUUUUGUGCGGACGACUAGAGCUGGUGCUUGGAUUGCUCUCAAUCGGGAAAAUGUGGUGCGGCUUAUUGAGUUUGACGAUUUACUGUGGGGGUUGAAAAGGGAUUUGUCUGAGUUCAAAGUUGCGUACUCUAGUGCGGGUGGUCCUUUAGCGUUGUAUUCCGGGGAUGAUUUUCAUUCGAGUGAAGUUCAAAAUAUUAUUGGCUUGUAUAAUGCAAGAGGUGCACCUCAUCCUGUGAGGCCAAACAUACGUCUUGAUGGUAUAGAAAGUGUGUUCUUCAUGUGCUGGAAUGAGUGUAAAGAUCAUCUUGUCGUUCUCUUGAACACAGGCGAAGUACGAUUUUUUAAUUUGGCAGGAGAAACCGCCGCGCCAUCUAUCAACGUUCCUGUGCCUUUACUCUGUGCUAGUACAGGGAAUGGGAUUGGUUUAUUGGUUAAUGAUGUGGAACCUCAGUUAAUUCUAUUGGACUACCAUUUUACUGAGGAAUACAAGAAGAUUUCAUUGAAUCUUCCAAAGGUGUUUCAGAACCAAAAAGUUGCGGUAAUGUUGGCCAUUCCACAACAAUUUAGUGAUACUGGAUACACAGAGCUAUUUAUACCUUUUUUAUCAAAUGAUGGGGCUUCUAGCUUUUGGCAUUGUGCCUUUGCUAAUACUCCUCGUUGUUAUGAUCUUUGCCUAUCUAUAGAUGGAGGUAAUGUGGUUCAUAUGGCACUUUCUCCAAAUGGUCAAGCUGUCGCUUUUUUAGUUCAGAAUGGGACGCUUUACGUCACCUCACGUUCAUUUGAAGAUAUUACUCGUCUGAUCAACAUAGAACUAGAUGUUUUACCGGUUCAAUUUCUUUGGUGUGGAGAUAAAUGUAUUACAUACUUGCAUUUGGCUAGACAAUUUGAUGAAACCAUUGAGUCUGCAACAACAUUAACGUUGAUUAAUGUGGAUGACCCUGCUCAAUCGGAUUUUUUGAAUGAUAUUCCUCCUUCUCCCUAUUUAGUUUCCGAGUGUGAUGGUAUUCGGAUUUUUUCAGCUGACUCCUAUCAAUUUCUUCAGGUGGUUUCUGCCCCAAGUCGCCGUAUUUUUUCUGUGGGAUCUCGAGCUAAUUCUGCCAUGCUGUUACUCGCAUUUGAUGAAUUUAUGUGCGGUAGCACAAACUCUGUUAAGCUGAUUCGAGAUUUACAAGGAAAUUAUACGGAAAUGUCCGAAACAGUGAAUGAUUGUAUUGCAGCUGCUGGAUUUGAGCUGAGCAUCUCACAACAAAAACGUUUAAUGCGUGUAGCUGCUUUUGGAAAAUCAUUUUGUUCAAUGUACGAAUCUGAUUUCUUUGUAAAUAUGGUUCGAAGACUUCGUGUUUUGAAUGCAUUACGUAACAGUAAAGCAGGUAUGUUAAUGUCACAGGCACAACUUUUAUCUUUGGAGGGAGAUCGUUUAGCUGACAGACUUGUGCAAAUGGAUCAGCAUCAAUUGGCGUAUUGCGUAUGCGAUUAUUUAGGGUUUAGCACACGAAGAGUGAUGACGGAAUGGGCCUUGGCAAAGUUAACCAAACAUUCUUUAACUGUGGCGGAGGAAAAACAAUUGGCGCUUGAUGUAAUUGAAAAAUUGAAUGAGGUUAACCAAAAUUUACAUGCUGAAAUUGCUUACAAAGUAUAUCUAAAACAAAAAACACAUGCCGCAUUGUUGCUUUUAGAAGCUGAGAAGAUUGCUUCAGUGCAAAUACCGAAAUUAUUAGAGAUUAAGCAACCUGAGCUUGCUCUUCAGAAAGCUGUUAAAAGUGGAGAUGCAGAUCUAGUGUUUACAGCCAUGAUGUACCUUAUUUCGCAUCGGGGUACUGAGGUUAUUCCUCUACUAACGAGUGAUUCGACUACGGAAAAGAUUUUUCUUUUAUACAUCACUGUUUGUGAAGGAUAUCGAGAACUUUUUAUGGAGUAUCAUAAAACACACCCAGAGCACAAAACCUAUGUGAAUAUUCGACAUUACUUGAAGGAGGAGGAAGAACUGAAACGAUUACUCUUGGAGUCUGACUGUAAUUGGGAGACAUUGCAACAAAAAAAGCUCACAGCUCUUGAAAACGUUGCCAUUUCAGUUAAACGAGAAAUUUUCGCUAAUGCAGCUAAUACAGGUAUUGGAAGAAAUGUAUUUCCUUCCACUGGAGUAUUCAGUGGGGUUUCUCAAUAUUCUCAAUUAAAUGAGAAUAAAAUUCAUUUACAUAUGAAACUCCUGGAUGAACAGACAAAACUGAUGAAGGUAUACAAUGAUAAACGUUUUCUAAACGCGUCAGUCAUGAAAACGAUAUCUCUAUGCUAUGAACAUGGUUGUGAUGGGGUGGCAGGGCGUCUAAAAAGAGAAUUUGGUGUGUCUGACAAGAUGUAUUGUUGGUGCAGGUUGAAUGCAUACACGACGAUGUCGCAAUGGGGACUUAUUGACCAUCUUGGUGACGUCAGAAGUAAAAUCAAGCCAGUGAUUGGAGCUCCCGCUUUUAUUAAUACACUACUUGCUUGUGGGCGCCCAGAACAAGCCAAGAAAUAUAUACCCAAGAUCUCUCAAAUUGAACAACGAAUGGAAUAUUAUGUAUUGUGCGGUGAUUGGGAAGAAGCUGGGGCAGAUUGUCGUCGUAAUGGGGAUCAGGAUCUACUUUCUCAGCUGAAGGAACGGGUGAAAGGAAACGCUUCCGCAACGCAACGUAUUGACAAGGGGUGGAACUCUGUCACAGAGUCGGGAGCAUUAAAGCUGGCCAAGUUUUUUGCUUAG
Trypanosoma rangeli is the source of this 2754-nucleotide messenger RNA. RefSeq names its product putative vacuolar protein sorting complex subunit. Lineage: Eukaryota; Euglenozoa; Kinetoplastea; Trypanosomatida; Trypanosomatidae. Gene Ontology annotation, molecular function: actin binding. The transcript has a single exon. The record is from RefSeq and is a predicted model, not a curated record. Gene Ontology annotation, biological process: vacuole fusion, non-autophagic; endosomal transport; intracellular protein transport. Bases 1 to 2754 code for a protein of 917 amino acids. Gene Ontology annotation, cellular component: endosome; lysosomal membrane; cytoplasm.